AUGGUCAUCAUCACCCUCUCUUCGAGUGAAGAUGUCUUUCCCGCGCGCAGCAUCAAGCUCUCCGCUCUCUUGGCGUCGUGUGGCGACGUGGCGAUCCAGUACAGCAUCCUGGAGGCACUCCUGCGCUGGCUGCUGCCGCGCCAGGACAAGGUGGUGCGGAUGGAAGCCGCCACCAGGUGGUUCCCCGACCACCUGUUCUCCAGGGCGGCGGUGGACGUGUUCCUAGAGAGGCUCUGGCACGACUUCUUCCAGGACGCGAGAGAUUUCAUCAACGUGCACAACGCUUCGGGCGAUUUAGUUACGUCGGUUGUAUGCAAGGGACUAUCCGUCGGCUCGACUGUUGUGAUUGCGGGCGGCGGGAGUAGGGCCCACUGGUUGGACCUGAACGCAGCUACCGGGCGGCUCUCGGUGACCCUGGAGCCAAGCGCUAUGGAGACCCUCGGCGGGGAGUGGACCGGCGGCUGCGGCACGCUCGUCCUCACAGAGGCUUCCGCGGUCGAGGUCAAGUUAUACAGAGAGGUGUCGGAUGUAGUGGUGUCGGUGGUGAGCUCGCGGCCGCCGCUGGUGGUGCCGUCGCUGGUGGGGGUGGUGCUGGACGGUGACCAUCGCGUGCUGCUCGCCAUCAGCAUCAGCGAUGCGGCGAGGCUCGAUAAGGCGCUGCGCGAGCUCUUCGCUGAUAAAUACCAGGUUUCUUUUGACAUUGCUAGCGUUGGUGCCGUUUCGCCGAGGGACAUGCGUCCUCAUCGGAACCGUGAUGGGAACGAAGUAGAAAAAAGAUUUUCGUGUUCCGUCGAGCCCAGAAGAAAGCGUCACGCGGGAUACAUCGUAAAGCCGAAAAUUAGCGGGGGUUUGGCUUCGCCCUCAACGGCGUCCACUUCCUCACUAGCGCAGCUCCACGAUAAGUUGGCAGCACUGCCGAGGUACGACUAUGAGAAAGAGCCCGUAAGCGUUUGCGCUCGCCCUCAGCUGUCCAGCGUAACCGAAGUGAGCGAGACGGACGAUCGCCAGAGCCUCAACGUCAGUUUCAGCGCGGUCAAACCUAGGCCCUACGGCGUAUGCCACAAGAGCUCAUCCUCGAAGGCCCACGUCGACGGGGGAAAGGGACAGGCUAACACCAAAUGCCUAUCGCCAGUCGCGGCUGAGGAGGGCAAUUCGGUCAGUUGUCUUCUCGUUGCGACGAUCGGUUCAGCCGAUGAGUCCGUAAUAAACGACACACUGGAACGUUUCCCGCAAAGCAAAGACGGUAACGCCGACAAUAUACUAGAUUUGCUCGUUCUAGAGGCAUUUCAGAGUAAGAACGGCAGUAAAAAAGUCAAGGCCACCAAUAUAGAGAGUAACAAAGCCGCACCUUCUAAUCCCGUUGAGGAGCCCGCAGAAGACGCUUUGAGAGGGAAUCCCAAAGGAAAAGCUUGCACCGUUGUCAGCAACUCUUCAUAUACGGAGGAUUCCAACACGGAUGUGGUAGAAGGCACGCAAUUCAGCCACGUCAACGUUGACAGGAGGAGGAAUAGGGAUAACAGCGGGUUGCCAUGGAAACGGGACGCUGCGGCCGCCCCAGUAAAAACUUUCGACGAGAGGGCGGUGGAAGAGUUCUUCACACAGCACUUCGCGGAGAACAUUAACGGGGAAGUGGUGAUAAGUCCGACCCUGGCGAAGAAGAUAAACGAAACCAGCUCCGAAACUAGCGAAGAGUUCGACGCUUGUGAACGGGAGGCCGAUCUCGAAACCAGCCAACGAGCUGUACCCGACGCGGAAGUUAUAGAAUGCGUCAAUUUUAUAUUGGAUAGGAUUUGUAACGAGUUCAGAAAGUGCCCGGAGGUAAUGAGCACUUGUAUUGAGAUUGCCGACAAAGGGGCUGACAAUAAUAGUCAUACAGCCGAAGCCAUAAAAUCUCCCACACAGGUUAACGUCGAAUUAAAGACUCCAAAAGCGAGAGCCAAGAAGGCCACUAAGGGUAUCAAAUUAAAAUUCACUUCUAUCAAGAACACUCGAACUACGAGACAGAGAAGUAAACUGGAGUUGGUAGAACGAACUAAGGAGAUAAACAAGGUCGAUAGCAAAAUCCAAGACAGACGCACUCCGAUUAUUACGGAUAGUAAAGUUGAAAAUAGCAAAAUGGAUACACCGAUCGUUCGGAGGAAACGUAAACUCUACUCGCCGAAAGACGAAAGGUGCAACGAGAAAUGCGCCGAAGACAACGUCACAACUAACGCUGCACCCGAGGUCAGCAUCAUACGAGAGAAAGAAACCUGUAACAUACUA
Messenger RNA from Iphiclides podalirius (scarce swallowtail), 2262 nucleotides. NCBI's taxonomy places the organism in Eukaryota, Metazoa, Arthropoda, Insecta, Lepidoptera, Papilionidae. The record is from the annotation of a GenBank genome assembly.